Messenger RNA from Adineta steineri, 1860 nucleotides. The record is from the annotation of a GenBank genome assembly. Lineage: Eukaryota; Metazoa; Rotifera; Eurotatoria; Adinetida; Adinetidae.
AUGACAAAGCAAAAGAAAAGUCAAAUUCAUUCAACUUGGCCAGCGCCAAUUCCUACUGACUUGAAAAAAGAAUGUUUGCAACAAUUUCUUUCCCAGAUGUCUAUGUCCGUAUUGGCUGAAGUGACUUGUGCGGUCUGCAAUAUUCGUAGUCCAGAACAGGAGUCAAUAAAAAUGCCAAUGUCAGAAAUUCCUAAUAUACAUCUACUCAAAAUUUCUGAUGAAGUUAAAAAUUUAGUCAUCAAUACUCAAUCAUCUACUUCGAAAAACUCUAACGGUUCUUCAACUUCAAAAUCCUCUUAUUUCUAUUACGAAAAUGAUAUUAUUGUCUAUGUCAAUGGCAUAUAUCAAGAAAAUAAUAUGAAUAUGUGUAUACUUUGUCAAAAAUGCAGUAAUGUUUUAUCGAAGGAACAGAUUCCUAAAUUUUCAGUAGCAAACAACAUGUGGUUAGGUGAUGUUCCCGUUGAGUUACAAGGGCUAACCAUCCCAGAAGAAAAAUUGAUAUCAUUACACCGACACAAUAGUUGUAUAAUAAAACUACAGUCACCUUUUCAUUCAAUGGCGACUGCUCAAGGUGCAUUAAAAGGCAAUUGUAUUACUUUUCUUCAAAAUACACCAAACAUUGUUAAUAGUCUACCACUUAAAAUGGCCGAUCUGUGUGACACUCUCAAAGUGAUUUUUAUUGGAGCUCGUCCUCCAGAGCGUCUUCAACUCAAAAGAAUUCUUACAGUGCGAAAGAAAAAGAUUGUUGAAGCGCUGCGUUGGUUGAAAAAAUAUAAUAUACUUUAUAAGAAUAUCGAUAUAAAUCUAGAUAAUAUCGCACAACUACCUGAAGAUGAUAUACCAGAACCCAUAAUGACAACAAUGGAACAGAUAUUAAAUGAUAAAGAAGUACCAUCUGAAAGAGUUGGAUAUAUUCCUGAUCCAUUAUCUAACUCAACAGAAUUGAAUAUCUCAAAUGUCAUUCCUAUUAAUAACAGUGCUGUUCUCGACGUGAAUGGUUCGUCGAUAUCUUCCGAAGAAAUAAAUAAUUAUCUUCUAAAGAAAAUCAAAAACGAUGGAACAAAUGAUGAAAUGGAUGUUGAAAAUAUUUACUUGAUUCCUCAUUCUUCCAAACCUGUCAAUGAAUAUUUUAAUCCAAAACUAUUAGCAGGUCUCUAUCCAACGUUAUUCUGUUAUGGACUUGGAGCACCUGAAGAUCGAACACGGCCACUCACCAUAAAUUUACGAGAACAUAUACGUUAUCUUUUAUGCUACAAUGAUCGACGUUUUGAAACAAAUCAUAGUUUUAUAUUUGUAGUUUUUAAUUUAUUGCAAAGACGUGAUGCAUGUUUCCAUGCUCAACUUAUAGCAACGAAGCCUUAUUUUCGAUCUUCCGCUCAAGAAAUUCACUCAUUGAACACUGGUGAUAUUGAGGCAGCUCUUAAAAAUAUUUUUACAGGAACAUACAAUAAAGGAUCUAACAAGGCUUUAGGUAAACUGGUAAAUCAUAUUAGAACAAUCGGCGGUCGAGUUAUGGGUUCAGCAUAUUCACGUACAUCCUUACGUACACAUCUUCAUGCAAUGAUUUUUAAUCAAAGUCUACCCAACAUAUUUCUCACUCUCAAUCCAGCUGAUAUUCACAGUCCCGUAGCAUUAUAUUUUGCAGGUGUGAAACUUGAUUUGGACAAUGUUCAAGCCGAACAACUUAUGGACGCAUACAAGCGUGCCGAAAUUAUCGCUUCUCAUCCUGUUGCUACUGCCAAAUUUUUCCAUAUAUUGAUUUCUAAUAUCUUAGAUACAAUGAUUCUUGGUGGUGUAGUCGGUCCUGUGAAAGCAUAUUUUGGUACUGUUGAAAGUCAAGGACGAGGUUCACUUCAUUAG